Messenger RNA from Dunckerocampus dactyliophorus (ringed pipefish), 5410 nucleotides. It is a transcript of the gene plcb2, whose product is annotated as phospholipase C, beta 2. Lineage: Eukaryota; Metazoa; Chordata; Actinopteri; Syngnathiformes; Syngnathidae. The transcript is spliced from 32 exons. Gene Ontology annotation, biological process: phosphatidylinositol-mediated signaling; lipid catabolic process. Gene Ontology annotation, molecular function: calcium ion binding; phosphatidylinositol-4,5-bisphosphate phospholipase C activity. The record is from RefSeq and is a predicted model, not a curated record. Bases 164 to 3868 code for a protein of 1234 amino acids.
UUGUAGUAAAAGCCUGCGCCAAAAGAACAAUGAAUAAGAAAAGGUACUUUCUGGACCACCCAGUGGUCAAAGAUUACAUGGUUAAAGGAGAAAGGUUUACCAAGUGGUCAGAGGUUUCCACUUACAAGACCAAAUAUGGUUCCUUGAUAUUGUAACGGUGAAAAUGUCUCCUUACAAGGACUCCACCAAGACUGUUCCUGUAACUAUGAAGAUGGACAUGAAAGGAUUCUACCUCUACUGGACAAAUCAAAGCAAGGAGACAACAUUCUUGGAUGUAGCUACGAUCAGAGAUACCAGGACGGGGAGAUACGCUAAACUUCCCAAACACCCGAAGGUCCGCAAUGUGUUCAACUUGGAUUUCCCGGACAGCAAUCACCUGUCCAAAACGCUGACUGUUGUCUCUGGUCCUGAUACUGUCAAUCUGACCUAUCAUAACUUCUUUGCCUCCAAGGAUAAAGCGACACAGAACUGGGCGAAUGACAUUCUUGCAAUUGCGUACAACGCUGCAAGGAACAAUGCCUGCAGGCAGGUUUUCCUGGACAAAGUAUAUGUUCGGAUUUGUCUUCAUACCAACAAGGACGGCAAGAUCCCGGUGAAAAAUAUUUACAAGAUGUUCCCUGCUGAUAAGAAGAGGGUGGAAAGUGCCCUGGCGUCCGCACAUCUCCCCAAAGGAAAGUUUGAAAGCAUGAAGCCUGAUGUCUUCACUGAAUCCGCCUUUAAGAACUUCCUGGCACAUCUCUGUCCUCGCCCCGAAAUCUAUGAGAUCUUCACUGCUUACUCCAACAAACCCACCAUGACGAAGGAGCACUUCACCAAGUUCCUCAAUGAGAAGCAGAGAGACUCUCGCCUCAAUGAGGAACUGUUUCCUCGACUGCGGCAGGACCAGAUCAGAGCUUUGAUGGUCAAAUAUGAACCCUGCAACACCAACUGUAACAGAGGUCUGAUUACUCCAGAAGGCCUUCUGUCCUUUCUCAUGGGUCCAGAGACGUCCGUCGUCAUGCAGGACAGGCUGGCCAAGUGUCAGGACAUGACCCAGCCCAUACCCCAUUACUUCAUCAAGUCCUCCCACAACACAUACCUAACAGCUGGUCAAUUUUCCGGUGUUUCCUCUCCGGAGAUGUACCGCCAGUGUCUGCUGUCCGGAUGCCGGUGUCUGGAACUGGACUGCUGGAAGGGCAAACCACCAGAGGAGGAGCCGAUCAUCACACACGGCUUCACCAUGACCACUGAGAUCCUUUUCAAGGAUGUGAUUGAGGCCAUUGCUGAGAGUGCCUUCAAAACCUCACAGUAUCCUGUUAUCCUUUCCUUCGAAAACCACGUUGACUCGGUGAAACAGCAGGAGAAGAUGGCCAACUACUGCAAAACCAUAUUUGGUAAUGCCCUGCUGACAGAGCCUCUGGACAAAUACCCACUGAAACCAGGUCAGCAGAUCCCGAGUCCAUCUGAGCUCAUGGGCAAGAUCCUGAUCAAGAACAAGAAGGGCAGCCAUGAGAAGACAAAUCAGGCGACAAAGAAGAGCGGCACGGCAGCCAGUGACGAGAUGACAACCACAGCUUCAGCCGCACAAAACGCUGACACGCUUUCCCGAGAACCUGUCAGCCAGACCAACAGCAAUAUGGAGAACCACGAUGGGGAAAUGGCGGGGGAGGACAAUGAGGAGCAAGAGGACACAGGUGAACAGGAUGAGGAAAAAAUGAAGACAUGUGACGAGGGCACAGCUGGACAGGAAGUAACGGCAUACGAGGCGAUGUCAUCACUGGUCAACUACAUCCAGCCAAACAAAUUUAUCUGUUUUGACAAUGCCAGAAAAAAAAACAAGAGUUACGUCAUCUCAUCUUUUGUGGAGACCAAAGGGGAAGCUAUGAUUGCCAAGAAUGCUGUUGAAUUCGUGGAAUAUAAUAAAAGGCAGAUGAGCAGGAUUUACCCCAAAGGAACAAGAAUGGACUCUUCCAAUUUCAACCCCCAGCCCUUUUGGACAGUCGGCUGCCAGAUGGUGGCAUUAAACUAUCAGACAAUGGACUUCCCCAUGCAGCUGAACACGUCUCUGUUUGAAUUCAAUGGGAGGACGGGCUACAUCCUCAAGCACGACGUCCUGCGACGUGGUGACAAGAAGUUUGACCCUUUUUGCGACAGGAUUGACACAGUUGUGGCGAUCACACUGACCAUUAAGAUCUAUUCGGGACAGUUUCUGUCUGAGAAGAAUGUGAGAACAGGAGUUGAGGUGGAGGUCAUCGGGCUGCCAGGAGACCCCAAGAAGAAAUAUCGCACCAAGUGGUCCACCACACCCAACUCCAUUAACCCAGUGUGGAAUGAGGAACCUUUUGUUUUUGAAAAGAUUCUUCUCCCAGAAAUGGCCUCUCUGAGAAUGGUAGUCCAUGACGAAAAUGGCAAAUUCAUUGGACACAGGAUCAUUCCACUUGAUGCCAUUCAGUCAGGCUUCCAUCACAUCUGCCUGCGUAGCGAGAGCAACAUGCCGCUCACUCUGCCUGCUCUUUUUGUGUACAUCGAGGUCAAGGACUACAUCCCUGCUGCUUUUGCAGAUUUCACAGAUGCUUUAUUCAAUCCAACAAAGGGCAGAGAGAAGACUACAAGGAUACCCAAAGAGCAGUCAUCUGCAGACUACCUUUCUCCCUAUGAGUUGCCUUUUGUGGCCCAAACUGAGCUAACUGAAGCAACAGAACCAACAGUAGAAAAGGUGCUCUGUGAACCAAACCCGCUCAUUGAAGCAUGUCGGGACCCACCGUCCCAACAUGAUGCUCCACCUGAGCCCAAUGCCGAAGACACUGCAGAAGAGUCCAUGUCAGACACUCCAAGAAAUGAAAACCUUCCUCCAGUUGCCGAUGCAACAGAUGCUGCACCCAAACUUGGAAGUGCCACAUGUGAGACACUUCCAGGUGCCCCUGAAAAGGUUGCCCCUGAGGAAGAGCAUGAGACAAUAAUCAAAGACCUGGAGGAGUCAUGCACUGACUCCACAGACUCUGAGCUUAUUUCAGAUGAUAAACCAGUUGAAGACGAGGUUCAAGGAGAGCCCACGCAUUUAAAUUCAUCAGCCGAAUGUGCAGAGUCCGAUAAAUCAUCUUCAACUUGUAGUGAAGAAUCUUCCACUGUGACGACCGGAGAACUGACACAGCAAAAAGGCUACUUGAAGGUCAUCAAGCGUCAGGAGAAAGAGACGAAAGAAACAGAGCAGAAGUAUGAGAGAAAAGCAGCAGAUCUGACCCAGAAAUACUCCGAAACUUUCAAGGCUUGCAAGAAAAAGUCAUCGCUGAAGAAGAAAGACACCUGCCUGAUUGGAGGAAGCACAUCGGACCACAGCAUGAACACUGUGACGGAGAACAAGCAGAAAAUGCAAUCCGAGCUGCACGCUUUGUGGAUGGAACAGUAUGAUCGGCUUAAGAGGAAGAAGGAGCAAUGUGCAACAGAGAGACUGGCUAAGCUGAUGGAGAUGGCCUCCGAGAGACACAGCAUUGAACUGAAGAUCUUGGGCAGUGAAAUCAAAAAGUGCAAGAGGAAGACAAAAUCUUCAGGCUCAGAAAAGCUUAAAAAAGCAGCAAGUAUGGAGUUGUUGGAUGGGCCUGACGCAUCAGACUGUGUGCCUUGCGAUUACAGCACUCGGCAAGAAACUCUGAUGGCGAAACAGGCAGCUACACUAGAGGAGAUCAAGGCUCUGACAAAUCAGGAGAUGCUGAGGCAGCUGAAGUCAGCCCUCUGCUACACCACAAAGCACUCCAGGACCGUUCAAAAGCUGCAAUUCCAGCAUGAACAUGUAAAAUGCAACAAAAUGUCAUUCCGGACUUUCUUACAAAAGAAUCUGAGAGAGAACAUCAAGGACAGGAGUAGAGCGAGGCCAAAACAGAGAGGUUUUUAAACCUUGAAAGAAUGCUUGAUAGGGUUUAAGCAUUUGUUGAUGUUCAGAAAGUUUGUUAUACUGUGAUUUCUAUUUGAUACGUUUUCUAUUUUUAGAAAUGUUGUUACAGUGCUGGUUGUUAGCUGUUAUUUAUUAGAGUUGUUUGAUGUUUUGCAGUAAAUGUCACAGUUUGUAAAAAAAAAAAAAAAAAAAAGUUGUGGUGAUGUAUUCACCUUACUUUAUGGUAGGAAACAUUUAUUAUGAACAGUUGAAUUAUGUCAUCUGCCUAUGUCACAGCCGGCAAGUGGUGAAGGGUGAUGAUGUGAUUCAAGUGGUGUCCCAUUUCUUAGUGGCUUCGUCCCCUUGGCCCGAGGUUUUGAGGGGAAGGAGAAGGGGCAAGGCGAAGGGGAAGGGCUAAAAGAUGGAAUUGGGAUUCGGCCUAAGUCUCAAGGGGGGCUACGAAAACACUUCCUCACAAAAUAUAUCAGACAAGCAGCUACUCAAAGUGAUGUGGAAAGAAAAAAAAAUCCUUUUAAUGAUAAAUUACACAUUUUUUAUUCCAAUGUGCAGAUAAAUGUCAUGGCUUCUUGCUGUGCACAUGUAAUUUGUUCCCACCAGAUCUCAGCUUCAUACUCGGUACAAUAAAUAACAGCGACAAGGCAAUGUCCUCGUCAGUGAGAGCCACUUACUUCGUCAAGUGUUGACAUACCAUUAUGGAUUUUUUUUUUUGUAAUGAACACAGCUUUUUCCUUGACUCACCAACCAGAGCAAUCUGGCCUGGCCCUAUACUUCCUGUUGUUCUCUUUCAUCGGUACACGGUUCUUCUCAAUCAAAUGACUUGACUGACAUUUAAAAUUGGACUGAAGAUGCGGACAGCCUCGUGUGGGAGACACAGCUUGUGCCUGAGAGUCCCGCCACCUCUUGCACAACACAGAAGAACUGUGAACUCCUCGAGUGUGAAACGGUGACUCAUUGGGCUCAUCGUUUUACAUAAAGAGGCUCCCCGAUAACUUGUCUCAUACCAGCUGGUGUAAGAUGGCACGAGAAGGGGUUGGAACCAGGCGACACUUUGGCCACACGCUGACACUGGACAGGAAGCCAAGUAGAGGAGGAAGCACGUUUCUACACAUGAAUUAUAGUGCAGACAAACAGAAAACUCAAGGCUGACUGCUAGAAUAACAGCAGUGCAUGCACAUUUGGAGGGAAAAAUAGACUAAAUUGUAUGAUUGGAUUUGUUCAGCACGAAAGCUGAAGUAGGCACUAAGAAAAAGGGUGACUCAUUCCCGUUGUGUACCAGUGAUGUGUCAGUCGUGAACGAAUCGGUCCUAAGAGCCGGCUUUUUGUAAGAGCCGGCUCGCGUCGUUUUCGUUUUCCUCGUCUUUUUUUCUGUUGAAGGUGAAUGUCAUUGGUGAAGAUGUGUGGCAGCGUCUCUGUGUCCACACUGAGCAGGUGGAGGGACGGGGUUAAACACAUGCUGUGGUGCUCUUAGAGCCGAUACGUUAGUGAGAAAUUAGCAUGAAGAAAUUUGACCUAUUUUGACUUACUUUGUCUAUUGAGAUGGGU